AUGUCUGCGUCGAAAACUUCACCAGCUGAUGUGAUUGCACAACGGUACGAUACUAUCAUUAAAUCAAAGGAGGAUAAGCGAGAAUAUCGUGGAUUGGAACUGAAAAAUGGUCUUCGGAUUCUUCUAAUUUCAGAUCCGAAAACUGAUAAGAGUGCCGCAUCAAUGGAUGUUAAUGUGGGACAUCUAAUGGAUCCAUGGAAUUUGCCCGGAUUAGCACAUUUUUGCGAACAUAUGCUUUUCUUAGGUACUGAUAAAUACCCAUCAGAGAAUGAAUAUAGUAAAUUUAUUUUAUCGCAUGGUGGAAUAACAAAUGCUUAUACAGCUACUGAUCAUACGAAUUAUCAUUUCGACAUUGCUCCUGAACAUCUGCAUGGUGCUCUAGACAGGUUCGUUCAGUUUUUCCUAUCUCCACAGUUUACGGAAAGUGCAACCGAACGCGAAGUACUAGCUGUUGAUUCGGAAUUUUCCAAUAGUCUUUUUAACGAUCAAUGGCGCAUGUUGCAAGUUGAACGAUCAUUAUCAAAACCUUCACAUGAUUAUGGCAAAUUUGGUACUGGCAAUCGUACAACACUGAUGGUUGAAGCAUUGAAAAAUGGGGUUGAGCCACGUAAAGCCCUGUUGGAAUUCCACAAAACACAUUACUCUUCGGACAUAAUGGCAUUUGCCAUUUUGGGGAAGGAAUCAUUGGAUCAGCUGGAGCAAAUGGUUACAUCGCUAAGCUUUGGAGAGAUCGAAAAGAAGAAUGUAUCAAGAAAAAUCUGGAAUGAAGGGCCAUAUGGUGACGAACAAUUGGGGGUUAAAGUUGAGCUAGUACCUGUGAAAGACCUGAGGUAUUUAACUCUGACAUUUCCGAUUCGCGAUUAUCGAGAUGAUUACCGGUCUUGGCCUGCUCAUUAUGUCUCACACUUGAUAGGUCAUGAAGGUCCGGGAUCAUUGUUAUCUGAGCUCAAAAGACGUGGUUGGGUUAAUUCAUUGUCAGCUGGUGAUCGGCUUUUAGCUAGGGGAUUUGGUAACUUCAGCAUAUCAGUGGAUCUAAGCGAAGAAGGUUUACUACAUACCGAUGAUAUCGUUAAGCUAGUGUUCAAUGAAGUCGGUUUGGUGAAGCAAACUGGCCCACUGAAAUGGAUUUUUGAUGAAUUGAAGCAGUUGCAAGAAAUUAAAUUUCGUUUCAAGGACAAAGAAAAUCCGUUAAAUUAUGUUACACACAUUUCCUCAGAAUUGCAACGGAUACCGUUCGAAGAUGUAAUCUGUGCUGAUUAUAGGAUGGACUUGUACAAACCAGAUUUGAUAAAGGAAUUUGUCGAAGGAGUGAGACCCGAAAAUAUGUUUUACGCGGUGAUUUCACAAAAAUAUACUGGCAAAAAGGAUAAUAUUAAAGAAAAAUGGUACGGGACGGAAUACAAUACUGCAAAAAUUGACAAGAAGGUUUUAUCGGAAUUCAACGACGCACUAGCGAAGAUACCAGAUUUCUUGAGCUUACCAGCUAAAAAUGAGUACAUUGCAACCAAAUUUGAUCUGAAACCACGCGAAGAAAUCAGAAAAAUACCAUACCUUGUUUUGAAUGACGAUUGGUGUCGGUUGUGGUUUAUGCAAGAUAAUGAUUUUAAGCUGCCGAAAUUAAGCACGCGAAUAGCGUUCAAAUCACCAAUGAUGCAGUCAGAUCCGUUGAAUUCCUAUCUCUCUGCAAUGUUCGUCAUUUGUUUACAGGAUGCUAUCAGUGAGGAAACUUACAAUGCCCAUCUUGCUGGCCUGAAAUCAUCGUUCGACUUGCAGUCUUAUGGCAUUACUUUGCAUGUAUCUGGUUAUGAUGAGAAGCAGCCGAAAUACAUUAAUGAUUUGGUUCAACGGUUUAUAACUUUUGUGCCAGAUAAGGAACGCUACAAGGUACUGAAAGAAACCUUUUGCCGAAAUUUGCGAAAUUUUCGUCAAAGCCAACCGUAUAUGCAGUCUCACUACUAUACUACGUUAUUGCUUGGUUGCCGACAAUGGAGCAAGGAGGAAGUAUUGGCUGUUGCCGAGAACUGUGAGGUUGAAAAGUUGCGGAAAUUUACGCGUGAAUCUCUACAAGCUUUACAUAUUGAAGCGCUUGUUUAUGGCAAUAGCACUGAAGAAGAAUCUUCCAAAAUUCUCGAUGAGAUUGUGUCAAAGUUCAAAGGACUUCCGGAUACUCGACAUCUUUUUAGUAAUGAAUUGGAUCAAUGUAGAGAGCACGAGAUUCCAAAAGGAUCCCAAUAUGUGUACAAGGCAUUUCAAUCAACACAUCCAAAUGCAUCCAUCAAUUAUUUUAUGCAAACAGGUCUACAAGAUAUCCGAGAGAAUGUUUUGUUAGAAUUAGUCGUACAAUUAGCUGCUGAACCUGCUUUCAAUCAACUGAGAACAACUGAACAGUUAGGUUAUAUUGUCCACACAGGAACCAGGCGAAAUAAUGGUGUUCAAGGAAUAGAAUUAUUGAUUCAGGGGCAGCACGUUCCGGAAUUUAUGGAAGAAAGGAUCGAAAAUUUCCUUGUGAAAUUCAGGUCUGAUCUCGAAAAAAUGUCCGACAGUGAAUUCCUCGAUAAUGUUGAAGCACUUGCAACUAAACGUCUCGAAAAGCCAAAGACAAUGAAAGCUCAAGCGGGUCGUUAUUGGGCUGAAGUUGAUAGCAGAUUUUAUUUGUUCGAAAGAGAUGAUAUUGAAGUGCCCAUACUACGCAAAUUGACCAAAGCAAAUGUCAUCGAAUACUUUGACAAACAUUUUGCGGUAAAUUCUUUGGAAAGACGAAAACUUUGUGCAGUGGUUUACGCUAAUUCCGAAACUGAAGACACAGUUGCGAAACGCGAACACGAUGCUUCCGGUGAUGCGGCACAGUUGGCUGAACGGAUAAAUAAUAUCAGUAUAUUCAAAUCUCGACUAUCGCUUUAUCCAUUACCGCAACCAGCGGUGGAUAUUUAUCAGCAAAUUUCGAGAGAACAAAGUGCAGUUUACAAGAAGUGAUUUUUAAAUCGGUCUUCAUUGUUAAAUGAGGUUUUAUUUUCUGAUUGGAAUUGUCG
Messenger RNA from Loa loa (African eye worm), 3029 nucleotides. Its product is annotated as insulin-degrading enzyme. The record is from RefSeq and is a predicted model, not a curated record. NCBI's taxonomy places the organism in Eukaryota, Metazoa, Nematoda, Chromadorea, Rhabditida, Onchocercidae. Gene Ontology annotation, molecular function: metalloendopeptidase activity; metal ion binding. Gene Ontology annotation, biological process: peptide catabolic process. The transcript has 22 exons. Gene Ontology annotation, cellular component: mitochondrion; cytosol. Bases 1 to 2973 code for a protein of 990 amino acids.